Molecule: messenger RNA, 5378 nt
Organism: Onychostruthus taczanowskii (white-rumped snowfinch)
Lineage: Eukaryota; Metazoa; Chordata; Aves; Passeriformes; Passeridae
Gene: JAM2
Product: junctional adhesion molecule 2
Exons: 10
Coding region: 25-1146 (373 amino acids)
Biological process (GO): leukocyte tethering or rolling
Cellular component (GO): cell surface; protein complex involved in cell adhesion; tight junction
Source: RefSeq, a predicted model, not a curated record
UUGCGGGGGCGGCAGAGGAGAGGGAUGCUCUCGGAACCGCGGCUCCCCGCUCUAGGGCGGGCGGGCGGGCGGCCAGGGCACAUCCCCACCUCAAGCCCCAGUUCCUGCGUUCGGAGCGGGAGACGCCUCCUCGGACACGUUAAAAGUUUGGGGCGGCUCCGGCUCCGGAGGAGGCAGAGCACGACGGCAGGAGGCAAGAGCUCGGCGGGCGCUGAGCCCCCGGCCCCGGGCACCGCCCCACGCCGUCGCCGCGGGAAGAUGGCGAGCCGCAGCCUGCGCCUGCUGCUCCUCCUUUUCGUGGGGCUCCUGAGCUAUCCUGGUGUGUCUGGAAUCUCCAUUGAAACAGAUAAUAAAAAUGUAAAAGCAGAGGAGUUUAAAGAGGCUAUUCUUAGUUGCAAACACAAAUUUUCGAAAGGAAUGAGUUUAAGAAUAGAGUGGAAGAAAAUCCAAUCUCAAGGAGUCUCAUUUGUCUACUACAAUAGUGAAUUUACAGGUGAUCUUCGAGGCCGAGCAGAGAUGUUGAAUACAGGAAUCCGAAUUAGGAAUGUGACUAGAAGGGAUUCCGGGACCUACCGCUGUGAAAUCAGUGCCAAGAGUGAAGAGGGGCAACGCCUGGGAGAGGCUACUAUUACUCUCACAGUAUUGGUUGCUCCAACUACUCCAGUGUGUGAGGUACCCAGCUCCGCAAUGACAGGAACGGUUGUGCAGAUGAGUUGUAAGGAAAAUGAGGGCUCCCCUCCAUCUGAGUACCAGUGGUACAAGAAUGGUGUUGCCUUGCUGGAGAAGACAGGAACAGGAAGUGCUAGAGCAGCAAAUAUAACUUACACCAUGAAUAAAAAGUCUGGCACUCUGCUGUUUAAUACAGUUACAAAGAAUGAUACUGGAGAGUAUUUCUGUGAAGCCUCUAAUGGGAUUGGAUUAUCUCAGAAAUGCUCAGUGAAGCGAAUGCAAGUUGAUGACCUUAAUGUAAGCGGUAUCAUUGUGGCUGUAGUACUUGUGGCUCUGGUGAUGGUGCUGUGUGGCCUUGGAGUAUUCUAUGCCCAGAAAAAGGGCUACUUUGCAAAGGAAAGUUCUUCCCAAAAGAAGAUGAACUAUCAAUCUACAAAUGAAAAGGAUUUCAAGCAUACCAAGUCCUUUGUUAUUUAGAAGAUUUCAGCCUCUGUGAGGGACAUCAAAUUACUACUUGUUAUACAAAAGUAUCACUGUCCUGGUUUCAGCUGGGAUAAUUUUCUUCAUAGUAGCUGUGUUUUGGAUUUAAUAUGAGAAUAAAGUUGAUAACACACUGCUGUUUUAGUUGCUGCUGAGUAGUGCUUACCCCAAGUCAAGGAGUCCUCAGAUUCCCAUGGUCUUCCAGUGAGGAGGUGCAAAAGAAGCAGGGACAGAGCACAGCUGGGACAGCUGAUCUGAGUUGUCCAGAGGGAUAUGCAUAGAAUCACAGAAUCAUCAAAUAAGCUGAGUUGGAAGGGACCCAUCAGGAUCAUGAAGUCCAACUCCUGGCCCUGCACAGGACACCCCAAGAAUCACACCAUGUGCCUGUCACAUUGUCCAAACGCUUCUGGAACUCAAACAGGCUUGGUGCUUGGUGACUGCUUCCAUGCCAGAACAUCACGCCCAGUAUUAAAACUGGGGAAGUUGGCCAGGAGGAGCCAGCUGCUGCUGGGGGACAGGCUGGUCAUCGGUCAGUGAGUGGUGAGAAACUGUUGUGCAUCACUUGCCUUUCUUGGGCUUUACUCCUCUCUCCUUUUCACUACAAUUCAUAUUAUUAUUGUUAUUAUUGUCAUUAGUAUUAUUAGUAUUUUAUAUUACUUUGUUUCAAUUAUUAAACUGUUGUUCUCUCAACCCACCAGUUUUACUUUUUUUUUUUCCCAAUUUUCCCACUGGGCUGGGAUGGGGACAGUGAACAAGCAGCCACAUGGGGCUGGGCUGCUGGCUGAGCUGCUGGCAGUUCUUUUUGGCACACAAUGUGCGACUCAAAAGGUUGAGAUGAAAGCAGAUCUGACUAGAGCAUGUUAGAACAAGUUUGUUAUAAGCCUUCAUUGUAUUGGUUUUAUAGUUUGCUGGCCACCAUAUUGACUCAUUUGCUCUAGGCCUGGGCUAAGGUUACCACUGUGUUGUUCUGGCUUGUGAAACGAUAGAAUGGCUGUUCAUGAGCCUGCCUGGUGCGUGUCCCCACUGUCCUUUGGGAGCCAUCUGGUGGAAACUAUCCACAGUUACAUCUACUGCCUUUUACCCUCAGAGAGCCAACCCACGGCAAAAACACCUUCCUUCCCCUCCAGGAUGAUUACAAUAGCAUUUGAGAAUUUUAAAGACUUCACAUAUCCUGUGACUACCCUUGAAACCAACCAGGUCCUUUUGGUAACAAUCAGUACAUUGCAUAUGGUUUAGGCCUUCUUUAGGGUUAAGAAAAGAUCUGUGGCAACCGAAACCCCACCAACAUGUAUUGUACCUACAAAAACUUCAGUAACAGGCCAACAAGAGGCAACCACUCAAUCCUUAUUUCUGAGUGAGCUGAAGGAUAUACACAAGUAUUUCAGCUGUUGUCCUGAUGAGCAUACUACCAGCUAGCUGUUCCAAUGCUGUGAUUGGAACUAACAGACUGGAAUUAGAGGGCAGGAAUCACUUUGUAAGAAAACAAGCAUUGACAAAGUGAUUGCAAGAGAGACACAAGUCCCCAGCCUCUGGAAGCGAGUCCUGUCAAGCCUGAAGGAAAGGUAUCCUUACAAGAAUGAUACUACAUGUCACCAUGCAAGUAGAAGAUAUCCAAUACUUGAGGGAAUUGGCCAAUUCCUCUGCACAUGACCCAUGUGGUGGAAGUUUGUAGAGUGUACCAAGACACACACCAACCCACUGAUGUUAAUCUGAAAAGACAUCACACCACCAUCUGUGGAUACAGUGGCUUGCCGUCUCUGGGAAUUGGAAGACAACCUCUUUUCCUCUCAUCUGUAGAGAAACUAUCAGAUAAACUGUCCCAGAAGUUUCAGCAGUUCAAGAGGUUAUGUUCUAUUCCUCAUCUCUACAGACCCAUGCUAAUGAGAGUAAGUGUUGGCUCAAGAGGGAGGAUAUGGAAGGCACACACCAUGGGAUACUCUGGGAGUUUAGCUGAGAGACCACAGAGAAGGCAUGAGGAAUUGGGAUGGGAGACCUCCCUUGACCCUAGAGACAUGAAUUGUAAGGAAAACAAUCCCAAAUGGGGGUUCUUCCAGGAAAGCUGCUACUCCCAUCUCCAGUGGAUGGUUUCCCAGGCAGAGUGGAAGGGCUGAAUUUCCUCCUGAUCCUAUGGAAAUUCUAAUCCAUUUCUUCAAAAAGUAAGAAUGCAGGUUUAGAUGUGGAUUUUUUGAAAAUGCAUACUCCAAACUACUCUGAUUGUAAGCCCUCUUUAUCAAGUGAUUCAGAAGAAUGAUUUCACAUGGGGCCCUGAGCAACACCAAGCUUUUGACCAGAAUAAACUAGAAAUACUUGGAAAACAGUCACAGACGCUUGGGCCAAGGAACAUGGCAUUUAGUGGGUAUAUUGUAUCAUGCACCAGCUGAGAAAACCACAUGAUCCAAUGGACUGUGAGACUACACUGAGAGCAAUGGCCAGGGGGAACCUUCAAACAUGGGGAUGCACAUUGGCAAAGGCCACCUGGUGAAUGGGCACUAGAAGAUCUACCAAGUGGGCUGGUUCUGCCCAAUCAAAACUUUUCCUGUAGGAAAGAAUAAAAUUCCUGUAGUGCAUAUGAAAACUGUCCUGCAGAAGACAGUCUGGGUUGUGCCUGCCUUGGACAAAGACAAACUCUUCUGUGGAAUUGUUUCUGCUGAAGGACUUGGGCACACUUUUUAAGACAGGGGGAUGGGCAAGUCUGGUUUGUGCAUUGUGUGAUGUUAAUUUCCGUGUAAUGCUGUGUAUUAGCACUUCUCCGUCAGCUGCAUGCCUGCAAUUGCACUGGGCACCUCAUGGUGCCUGUCUCCACCCCUCCAGCUUUGGGGAUCUGAACCCAGCUCCCCUGAACUGCCGCAUUAAGAAUGAACUUUGAUGUAACUGGACAAGCAGAGCAGUGACGGAAUCAGAACUGGCUUCAACAUGCAACAAUCCAACACCAGACACCCUCUUUCCUGCGACUGUCAUAAGCCAAAAGUCAUGGACUGAAUUAAUUCAGUAGACUUCUACGGGGAUUGUCUAUAGAUUAAGGAAAUGGUAUCUGUGUGUGCAUCUAUAAAAAGAUGGGAAAGGUGCUGGUAUAUUGGGAAGUGUGGGAUUCUGCGUGACAUAAAACAGAUGAUACUUUUAUGGUUUCAGCUGAGAGUUAAUUUUCUUCCUAGUAGCUGGUAUAGAGCUGGGGUUUUUUUAAUUAGUAUUAGAAUAAUGUCAAUAACAUAAUAAUGUUUCAGUUGUUGCUCAGUAGUACUUACCCCAAAUCAAAGACUUUUCAGUGUCUGAUGCUCUGCCAGUGAGAAGGUGCUCAGGGAACAGGGCCAGGACCCUGACCUGAACUGGGCAAAGGGAUAAAACAUGAUGCCCAGUAUUUAAGCUGGGGGGAAGUUGGCUGGGAGGGGUCAUUUGCUGCUGGGGAACAGGCUGGGUAUCAGUCAGUGAGUGGUGAUGAGCACUUGUGCUUCUCAGGUUUUCUUUCUCUCUCUUUUUCCCAUAUUUUUACUUUGGUUCAAUUAUUUAAGUGCUUUAUCUCAACCCAUUAAUUUUGUUUCUAAUUCCUUUCCCUACAGUAGGGGGAGGUGAUGGAGUGAGCCAGAGGCUAUGGGAUGCUUAGUUGCCAGCUAGGGUUAAACCACAACAUCAAGUGAUCUUUUGACCUCUGCUCUGUAAAUAUUGUUUCCAUGUCUUACAUGCUGACAAUACAAACUGCCAAUAUUUAGUCAACCUAGCUGUGAUGGCAUUUCAAAAAAACCCAACCCCCAAAUAAACUUAAAGACAAAUUAACUCAUAUAUUCUAUUCAGUUCUGUGUGAAAGCUUCUCAUUUUGUUCAUACGUACAUGCAGCAAUACAAGAUUCACUCUUGCAGCUUGGAACAAUCUAUUCAAAUAACUUUCAUAACCACCUCACUACUUGUCUCUCAGCCAUUGUCAGGGCUCAAUUUCUUCUGCAAUUCUGAUUUACUAGGACUUAAGAGAUGAUUUUGGCAAAUCUGAUACAAUCUCAAAGUGUGUAGAAGUAACCUCACUAUGCUGACAAAAUAAAUCUUCCUGUAAUAAAAGCUCAAGCAGUGUUUCAGUGUUUAAUGUGGAAAUCUCUCUCUCUGUAGACUGCGUAUGUAGUUUCAUUCUGAAGAAAAAUCAUGUCAGUACAAUUCAAACUGUAGUAUGAAGACUCUAACUGUCAAAGUGUUUAUGUAGUUUCUCAGAUAUAAUUAUUAUAAAUAAAUAGCUCCUCAGAAGCUAAA